This is a messenger RNA of Xyrauchen texanus (razorback sucker), 7050 nucleotides long. RefSeq names its product discs large homolog 1-like protein. The record is from RefSeq and is a predicted model, not a curated record. The transcript has 27 exons. Lineage: Eukaryota; Metazoa; Chordata; Actinopteri; Cypriniformes; Catostomidae. Gene Ontology annotation, cellular component: postsynaptic density membrane; neuromuscular junction; neuron projection. Gene Ontology annotation, biological process: chemical synaptic transmission; neurotransmitter receptor localization to postsynaptic specialization membrane. The coding region runs from base 587 to 3562 and encodes 991 amino acids. Gene Ontology annotation, molecular function: kinase binding.
AGAGGAGGAGAUAACGAAAGAAGUUUGACGUUCAGGAAAUAGUCCCCUUUGGUCCGAAGGAGAAGAAGGAGCUAAACUGCGGACGCUAGGAUUUGAGUCGCUUGUGUUCACACGGAGCUCUUGCAAGCGCGUGCCAGUGAGGUGUUUAUUUGGUUUUUGGGGAGUUUUUUUUGGGAAGUCUGGCGGCAGCUGGCGGUGACAUAUGUUCGGUUUCCCCCCGCAGCCGCGGAGCAGAUUGGCGGCGGAGGCUGAAUCUCAGCGUCUCUGUGUAUUUUGAAUGGAAGUGCUCGGCUGUCAGCGGAGUAAAGCUCAAUAUUGUGGGAACGCGCGACUGUCAGGCUGAAGAAGUGCAGCAGUGGCUCGCGCUCGACUCAAAACCCUACGGCUUGUUUUCAUAUCAGCCCGAACCUUCCUCGUGCUUACUGGGUAAACAUUUGAGUUGUAUGCCAACUGCAUAUAAGUUACCCCCCCUUGACACUUUGGACGGACUCGUGUGGGGAAGAGGAGUGCUUUAUUAUCGCGUGUGUGGUGCAUUUGUAACUCGAGCUCAGCUGGAUUGAUUCUCGUGCACGAGCCCCACCGAAACAUGCCAGUCAGGAAAAAAGAUGCAGAGCGGGCUUUGUUUCUGCUGGAGGAAUACCGGUCAAAACUCAGUAACACUGAAGACAAACAGCUGAGAAACUCUAUCCAGAGAGUCAUUGACAUCUUCCAGAGUAACCUCUUCCAGGCACUCAUAGAUAUCCAGGAAUUUUACGAAGUGACCUUAUUGGAUAACCAGAGAUGUGGGGAAUCAGUGAAAGUGCCCGAUGCCAUGCCUCCGGUGAACCUAUGGGAUUUCUCCAGCAUUCAAAGCGCAACAGUAACUUCAGACACCCUGCCCAGCCUUAGCACCAGCAUAGAGGACUCUUCUCUCCUAAAUGAAAUUCUUCAUGCGCUCGCUAAAGCGAAAUCCUCCCCCAGUGAGCUGGACCAAAAGUACAGGCACCAUGAUGAGGACACAGGAUCUCCACAAGAGCAGAGCUCGCCAGAGCUUAAUGAUGAGGCUACUGGGGCAGAACUGGUCCAGGUGGCCGAGAAGAACCUGUCCCAGAUUGAAAACGUCCAUGGCUACGUAGCACAUGCACAUAUCUCCCCAAUGAAGGUUGAAUCACUGGAAUGCAUCUUCGAUGGGGCAUCCACUGUAGUGAAUGAGGAGAGUCCUCCUCCUCUUACUACUUCCCUCUCCAACCCAUACCCUCAAAGUCCUGUGACAUUCCAGCAGACAGAUGCUGUCCCACCCUCCACUCUCAUAAUCCCUGUGAUCCCAAUCUCCACUGUCCCUUCGGAGCCCGCUGUCAUCCCUCCACCGACGUCACAGGCAAAUCCUCCCCCUGUUGUGGUAAAUACAGAGAGUUUGGAUUCAGCCCCAUAUGUUAACGGCACAGAGGCUGACUUUGAAUAUGAAGAGAUUUCACUGGAACGGGGUAAUUCAGGCCUGGGUUUCAGUAUCGCCGGUGGCACAGAUAACCCACACAUUGGUGAAGACCCUAGCAUUUUCAUCACCAAAGUCAUCCCAGGGGGUGCUGCUGCUCAGGACGGGAGAUUACGGGUGAAUGAUGUGAUUCUGCGAGUGAAUGAGGUGGACGUAAGGGACGUGACCCACAGUAAAGCUGUGGAGGCAUUAAAGGAGGCGGGGUCACUGGUCAGACUGUAUGUCAGGAGAAGAAAGUCUGCCUCUGAGAAAGUCAUGGAGAUCAAGCUCAUCAAAGGUCCCAAAGGUCUUGGUUUUAGUAUAGCAGGGGGUGUUGAAAAUCAGCACAUCCCAGGGGACAAUAGCAUCUACGUCACUAAGAUUAUUGAAGGUGGAGCUGCACACAAAGACGGGAGGCUACAAAUAGGCGACAAACUUCUUGCGGUGAAUAGUUCCUGCCUGGAGGAGGUUACCCAUGAGCAUGCCGUGACUGCCUUGAAAAAUACUCCAGACGUGGUCUACUUGAAAGUGGCUAAACCCAAUAGUGUCUUUAUGAAUGACAGUUUUGCCCCUCCUGACAUAACUAACUCAUAUUCCCAGCACAUGGAAAACCAUAUCAGCCCUCCGAGCUAUCUGAGUCAACCCAUGCCCCCGGUGCAUUCUGGACGCUACUCCCCGACCCCAAAGACUAUGAUGGGCGAUGAUGACAUCUCCAGCAGAGAGCCCAGGAAGGUGGUACUGCAUCGUGGUUCUACAGGACUUGGCUUCAACAUUGUGGGUGGAGAGGAUGGAGAGGGCAUCUUUAUCUCUUUCAUCCUGGCUGGAGGCCCUGCAGAUCUGUGUGGAGAGCUAAGGAAAGGAGACCGCCUGGUGUCUGUGAAUGGAAUAGACCUACGCAGUGCCACUCAUGAACAGGCUGCCACAGCUCUGAAGAACGCCGGACAAACUGUCACCAUUGUCGCCCAGUACAGACCAGAGGAGUACAGCCGAUUUGAGGCCAAGAUCCAUGACCUGCGAGAGCAGAUGAUGAACAGUAGCAUCAGCUCAGGCUCAGGAUCCCUGAGGACCAGUCAGAAGAGAUCGCUAUUCGUCAGAGUGCUGUUUGAUUAUGAUAAAACUAAGGAUUCGGGAUUGCCCAGCCAGGGCCUGAACUUCAAAUUUGGGGAUAUCCUGCAUGUGGUGAAUGCUUCAGAUGAUGAGUGGUGGCAGGCAAGGCAGGUCACACCUCAAGGAGAGGUGGAGAUGGGCGUCAUCCCUAGCAAGAGGAGAGUGGAGAAGAAAGAGAGAGCCAGAUUAAAGACAGUAAAAUUCAACUCAAAGUCACGAGAGAAAGGGCAGUCCCUCAAUGACAAGCGUAAAAAGAACCUCUUUUCCCGCAAGUUCCCCUUCUACAAGAACAAGGAGGCGAGUGAGCUGGAAACAAGCGAUGUGGACCAGCAUGUCACUUCUAAUGCCAGUGAUAGUGAGAGUAGUUACCGUAGUCAGGAGGAAUAUGUGCUGUCAUAUGAGCCAGUCUGUCAACAAGAAGUGAACUACUCAAGACCAGUGAUUAUCUUGGGUCCGAUGAAAGACAGAGUAAACGAUGACCUUAUAUCAGAAUUCCCUGACAAAUUUGGCUCCUGUGUUCCCCAUACAACAAGGCCAAAGCGUGAUUACGAGGUGGACGGGAGAGACUACCACUUUGUCCUGUCCAGAGAGCAGAUGGAGAUAGAUAUACAGGAGCACAAGUUCAUUGAGGCAGGCCAGUACAACAGUCACCUGUAUGGAACCAGUGUGCAGUCUGUCAGAGAGGUGGCCGAGAAGGGCAAACACUGCAUUCUAGAUGUAUCAGGCAACGCUAUCAAGAGACUGCAAGUUGCUAAGCUUUACCCCAUCGCUAUUUUCAUCAAACCAAAAUCAAUGGAGAACAUUAUGGAGAUGAACAAAAGACUGACAGAGGAACAAGGCAGGAAGACAUACGACAGAGCCAUGAAGCUGGAACAGGAGUUUAUGGAGCACUUCACAGGCAUUGUUCAGGGGGACACUUUGGAAGAGAUCUACGAUGAAGUAAAACAGAUCAUUGAGGAACAAUCUGGGCCAUACAUAUGGGUACAGUCCAAGGAGAAACUAUGAGCGCCUUCAAGAGUUCCUGUCAUCCCUCUCUCUCUGCCUGUUUUAUUUAUUGAUUUUUUUCCUUUUAUUGGUCUUUUUUUAUCUCAGUUGGAAUUCUCCAAUUGACAACUCAACAAAUUAAUUCCUUAAUCCAACAAACUUCAAUCUCAGUUCAGUUCUGCAUCACCUCCUGACUUCUAGCUCUUCAGUAGCUAUUUAAAGCGAAGAGGAUCUGUCCUCCUCGGAUCUAAACUGCUUCCAAGCUUACAGAAAGCAAAGCUAUGCCAGACCAGCAUCUGUUUACCAGAGUUUUGGAAAUGGUACAGUUCCUUAAUGUUUAAGGGAGGUUACUUUGUUAGGAAAAAGAAAGAGUGAUGUGGACUUUCUGAUGCAAGUCUCUUUAAAUUUUUCUUGUUCUAUUCUUUGUUCUUUUUGUGUAAGAUAGUAAUAUGGGGCUGGAGUCUCAGGCAUUGGAUUCAUGAAACGGUGAAAAACACUCACACAAACAAGCAAAACUUUGCACGUUAUAGCUUCUAAGACCAUGUGUUCUUUAGCCCUCUUUCUUGUGGUUCAUUUCCACCGUAGUCCCGUAUAUUCGGCACAUUGUCUGUUUUUUCUUUUUUUUUCUUUUUCCUUGACUGUUGUAUUGGCAUGCUUAUUGUAUUGGCAUCCUCAUUCUAAAUGUCCACGUUAUGGAGCCAUUGUGUUUAGACGAUGUUGCGCUGCACCGGUAUGAGACGUGUGCCACCACCGUUAGAAUGUUGGCGUCUACAAUCAGUGUCUUACACAAGAGUAUGUGUUUUCAACACGUUGAUUUACAUUUAGGAAAGUCUGCCAUUUGUAAGGAACUGAUAUUUUUAAGAGAUGUCUUCUCACGUCCUUGGCAAUAAAAUGCCACUGCGUAUGUGGAAGAAAUUUAUUGUACAAUGAGAUCUUAACAGAUAUUUAACCCUCCAUAAACUGCCUAUUUUGUUAUAAUAAAAGUCUAUAUUGAGCUUUACUUAAGCACUGUUAUGAUGGGAGUUAUUUUCUUGACAUCAUACAAUGUAUAUUAGACCCUGAGAUUUAAAAUGAAAUGGUAUGAGUAUAUAUUAUUUCUGUUACCACCCUUUGAUUAUUUUACUAAACUAAAACAAAUGACAAGAAACAGGGCAGUGAGAGGACUACAUCUCUUUGUGGACAGGAAAUAGAAACUAGCAGAUCAUUAAGCAGCUAGUUCUCUGCCUUCCUGUCCUCUCACUGCCACUAAUUCAACUUUGUCUGCUCAAGUGCUACAUCAGAGUCAAUACUGUGUGGAGAAGAGUGCUCUGUUCGUCCGUCCCCCUCUCAGACACAACCUGUCUCAGCUGGAAGAAGAGCUUCUCUGAGCUGAUGAAGCUUCGGUGCAGGGCUGAUGCUGGAAGCUCCACAGUGACUCAUUUUUUUUCUAAAGCCGUCCUGGAGUGGGCGUUCUGCCUGCUCUUUCUACGACAUUACUGUUUUCUAUUUAAAGACUGCUUGUUCUACCAUCUCACCACCUCUGCUUUUUAGGGACAUAUUGGGACUGGAAAAACGAAACAUGUAAAUAACAUACUGAUCUGAUUUAUUCCAUUUAUCAAACCGAACAAGAGGAAAAUGGCUAAUUCAAGAUGAAUAAAGUAAAUUCUUUCUCAUUCAGCACAGUGCUGGUGUGAGUGUUCCUUCAGAUGGAGGGCUAAUGUAUGUUGGAACUGUGUUAUUCUGUACAGCUGUUUUGGGACCAGUGAAAGGCUUUAACUUUAAGCAAAUCUUACAAACUCCAGGGUUCCCAGCUAUAUUUGACCAGUGAAGUUUUUCAGUCAUUUGAGAUUAUUGGAUAAAGAUGUUUUAAAACCAUUUCAUACAGAUUGCAUACACACACACAAAAUAAGAGCAAUUUCUAGCCGAUUAAAUAUUUUAGAGCUGUGCUACUAAAGCAAUAUACACUCGCCAUAUAAAUGGCCAUGAAUGCAAAUGGCAGUUUAAAAAUUCCCUGAUAUUUCCAGGUAUGUCCAUCACCGUGGGAAUCCUAUAAAACAUUUAUGGCGUCUUCAAGUAUUCGGACGACCAAUACACCUCCGAGAAAGUUUACAUAUUAGUGUUUAUGAGACUGCUAAUAUUAAAUGAGGCCGAUUUAUGGAUAUUGCAAGUUAAUAACAAUUGCGAUAUAACAUGAUUAAGUGUGUUGAUAUUCAGUACAACUGCAUGAUUGUGAGAGUGAUAUUGCUGUUUUUUUAACAGUUCUAUAAACAGAAAUGUAAUAGCGAGCAACUGACACAAUAUGGCCAGCUGUUUCUUUUUACAUUGUUGCAAACCAUAGAAAUAAAAUUCUAUAUAGUGAAGUUGAGUGACACAAACCGAAAUGUAUGAAAUAUCAGCACUCUUGGAACACUGCUUGUCUUAUCAAAUUAGAGAACCUGACUGUUGUCACCUGUAGAAACAACAGAGAAAAUGCUCUAGAUGCUUAUAUAAUAAUUUAUAACUUCUUCCAGCUAAACCUUUCCAUGCCUGAUGAUCAUCUGCCCCUAAUGUGAGGAUGUCUGAAUUCAACAUGAAUUGAUUCAACAAAACUUCAGAUGUUUUUCAAAGGCAUAUUCGGGGUUCAAUACAAGUGAAGCUCAAUUGACAACAAUUGUGGCAUAAUGUUGAUUACCACAAAAAUAAAAGCAGCAAAAAUCGAGGUGACAGUGAGGCAUUUACAAUGGAAGUGAAUGGGGCCAAUUUUUGGAAGGCACUUACAUUAAAUCUUCUAUUAAAACACAUGUAUUAUUUUAGCUGUAAUAUUGUUCAUAUGAAAAUUUUUUGGGGGGUUUAUGACGUUAUGUCGUCAUGGUAACAAAGUUGUUAAAUUGGAUCUACCAGUAAAAGGCUAGAAAGCGAUUUUAAAACACUAAACUCAUGUUAACACAUGUAUUGUUAAUGUCUUGUGUCUAUAUUUUUUGAAGCAGUGAGGAUUUAAACCUUUACGGAUUGUCCCCCAUUCACUUCUAUUUUAAGGAGGGACAAGUUGAAAAUAUUUUUGUGGUAAUCAAUAUUAUGCCACAAUGCUGUCGAUUGCGUUUAACCUUAUUAAACCUUAUUACUGAACCAGGAAUAUUCCUUUAAUAUCCAGCUACCAUGCUUAUCGGAAGUCCCAUAAAGCCACAUCGGUUAUAAUGCUGAGAAUUGGAGCUCUUGCACCGUCUCUGAUCUUCACUGUUUAAAUACCUUAAUUUACUGUUGGGACAGUCAGACCAAAAAUGUGGGGGUGAAAUUUGUGAACACUGAUUCCAAUUCAUCACAACCUAUUAUAGUUUAUUUUACCAAUGACAUGGUACUUCUACGGUCAUAAAAUAAAUUUUCCAACAGCUUUACAGUGUUAUUAAUUUAAAUUAGUCUAUUAAGGGCCAUUUAACAGCAGUCUGAUGAUGCAACUGACACCUAAACAUUCUGCAGUCUUAAAUGGCGAUGUAGUCAGAUUCCACUGAUGAAACAAAUGCCAAGUCUCAUCUCAGCCACUCGAUUCACUCGUC